Messenger RNA from Colletotrichum phormii, 601 nucleotides. RefSeq lists its product as uncharacterized. Bases 138 to 506 code for a protein of 122 amino acids. NCBI's taxonomy places the organism in Eukaryota, Fungi, Ascomycota, Sordariomycetes, Glomerellales, Glomerellaceae. The record is from RefSeq and is a predicted model, not a curated record. The transcript has 3 exons.
CGUCGCUUCGCAUUUUCAUCUAUUGUAGUUUGUGGGCUGUACUGGAAUAGCCUGGCUCACGAUGAAACCGAGUAUCUAUAACCGUUUGAUGCCAUGAGUGAGCUGGAGAUUCUGAGGUGAGGCGCAUAACCGAUUUUAUGAUUCUACCCGCUGUCAAUGAUCUGGCGGCAUAUCGUGGAGCGCCACCAACAAGAAACAUUCACAACUCCGAGUAUGUACCCGCUAAUAGUUGCGAGAUGAUUUCCUCUUUCAAUUAUCUUCGCCUCAUUCGAACAGGAGUCCAGAGCUUCCCCCAGAAAAUCAGAAAUAAGGACCCGACCGCCGUCCCGCGGGCCUCGAGCUGCCUCGACCACAUCGCGACAUCCCACGAGACACCACACCACCUCUUUCACACACAUCCACAGAAACCCUUUCGCCUCCCGGACCCCAAAACUCUCUUCCGCUGUGCGCCUCGCGGCCCAUGCUGCCACGAACUUGGGGAGCCUGGGCCAGGCUUGGCUUUCUAGGAAGGCCGCCCUUCGCUGUUUCGAGGUGGGAGAGGCGGUACCUUUACGAUUCCGCUCGUUUUGCGGUUGGAAUGAGCGCUAAGAGUUAUCAAGUA